Messenger RNA from Prunus armeniaca (apricot), 222 nucleotides. Lineage: Eukaryota; Viridiplantae; Streptophyta; Magnoliopsida; Rosales; Rosaceae. The record is from the annotation of a GenBank genome assembly.
AUGACAUCACCAGUUCUCAAGAGGAAUAAUAAAGUUGAAGAUGUUGCUGAUGGAGCUGCGAAAUCCAUAAACUUUUCAUCUGAGGACCACGAUGAUGUAGCUCGGAUCGGCAAGAUGAGGUAUGAUGCAUUGAUCGUGGAAAUCAAACGCUUGAAGAUACGUCUAAGAUGGUAUGAAGAAACAUUGGGGAAGGAGAAAAAGAAAGCGAAAUUCCACCUUUGA